Molecule: messenger RNA, 1416 nt
Organism: Onychostruthus taczanowskii (white-rumped snowfinch)
Lineage: Eukaryota; Metazoa; Chordata; Aves; Passeriformes; Passeridae
Gene: NR2F6
Product: nuclear receptor subfamily 2 group F member 6
Exons: 4
Coding region: 150-1331 (393 amino acids)
Biological process (GO): cell differentiation; anatomical structure development; negative regulation of transcription by RNA polymerase II
Molecular function (GO): nuclear receptor activity; RNA polymerase II cis-regulatory region sequence-specific DNA binding; zinc ion binding
Source: RefSeq, a predicted model, not a curated record
CACCGGGGGCAGAAGCAGCACCGGGCAGAGAAGAACCGGGAGGAGGAGAAGCACCGGGAGAAGCCGCACCGGGAGGAGCACCGGGAGGAGCAGCAGCACCGGCAGGCUCCGCUCGAUGCGGCGCUGAGCCCCCGCGGCCCCGCGGAGCCAUGGCCAUGGUGGCCGGCGCUUGGGGCGAACCGAACGGCGGCGGAGCCGGUGGCACCGGAGGCGGCGGCGGCGGCGGCGGAGCGGAGGAGGCGGCGUCCCCCGGCGGCGGCGGCAGCGACGCGGAGCACGGCGAGGAGGAGCGGCCCGGGGCCGGCGCGGACUGCGUGGUGUGCGGGGACAAAUCCAGCGGGAAGCACUACGGCGUGUUCACCUGCGAGGGCUGCAAGAGCUUCUUCAAGCGCAGCAUCCGCAGGAACCUCAGCUACACCUGCAGAUCCAACCGGGACUGCCAGAUCGACCAACACCACCGGAACCAGUGCCAGUACUGCCGCCUCAAGAAGUGCUUCCGAGUGGGAAUGAGGAAGGAAGCCGUCCAGCGGGGCCGAAUCCCCCCGAGCCACUCCAGCAGCAGCCCCAACCCCCUCCCGGCCGGCGACUUCUUCAACGGGCAGCCGGUGUCGGAGCUGAUCUCGCAGCUGCUGCGCGCCGAGCCCUACCCGGCGGCGCGCUACGGCUCGCAGUACGCGCAGCAGCAGCAGCCGCCGGGCAGCGUCAUGGGCAUCGACAACAUCUGCGAGCUGGCCGCCCGCCUGCUCUUCAGCACGGUGGAGUGGGCGCGCAACAUCCCCUUCUUCCCGGAGCUGCCCGUGUCCGACCAGGUGGCCCUGCUGCGGCUGAGCUGGAGCGAGCUCUUCGUGCUGAACGCGGCGCAGUCGGCGCUGCCGCUGCACAUGGCGCCGCUGCUGGCGGCCGCCGGCUUCCACGCCUCGCCCAUGUCGGCCGAGAGGGUGGUGGCCUUCAUGGAUCAGAUCCGGGUCUUCCAGGAGCAGGUGGAGAAGCUCAACCGGCUGCAGGUGGACUCGGCCGAGUACAGCUGCCUCAAGGCCAUCGCGCUCUUCACGCCCGACGCCUGCGGGCUGUCGGACCCGGCGCACGUGGAGACGCUGCAGGAGAAGGCGCAGGUGGCGCUGACGGAAUACGAGCGCUCGCAGUUCCCGUCGCAGCCGCAGCGCUUCGGGCGGCUCCUGCUGCGGCUGCCCGCGCUGCGCGCCGUGCCCGCCGCCCUCAUCUCGCAGCUCUUCUUCAUGCGCCUGGUGGGCAAAACGCCCAUCGAGACCCUGAUCCGCGACAUGCUGCUGUCCGGCAGCACCUUCAACUGGCCCUACGGCGCCGGGCAGUAGGGACGGACGGACGGACGGAUGGACGGACGGUGGGAUGGACGGAUGGAUGGACGGAUGGAUGGAUGGAUCGAUGGAUUGAUGGCGG